Molecule: messenger RNA, 827 nt
Organism: Boleophthalmus pectinirostris (great blue-spotted mudskipper)
Lineage: Eukaryota; Metazoa; Chordata; Actinopteri; Gobiiformes; Gobiidae
Gene: mb
Product: myoglobin
Exons: 4
Coding region: 77-520 (147 amino acids)
Biological process (GO): oxygen transport
Cellular component (GO): extracellular exosome
Molecular function (GO): heme binding; oxygen binding
Source: RefSeq, a predicted model, not a curated record
GGUAUAAAAGGUUGGUAGGUGGGGUGAAAUCAGGUCAGGAGCAAUUUGGAGAGACACUGGAUUUACACUUUCGGUCAUGGCUGACUUUGACAACGUUUUGAAAUGCUGGGGCCCUGUAGAGGCGGAUUACAGUGGCAUGGGAAACCUGGUGCUUACCCGUCUGUUCACAGAGCACCCUGAGACUCAGAAGCUCUUCCCCAAAUUUGUGGACAUCCCUCAGGCAGAUCUGAGCAGCAACGCUGCCAUCUCUGCUCAUGGGGCCACUGUCCUGAAGAAACUGGGGGAGCUGCUCCAGGCCAAGGGGAACCAUGGUGCUAUCUUAAAACCUCUGGCCACCACUCAUGCCAACAAGCACAAGAUCGCUCUUGGAAACUUCAAGCUGAUCACAGAGGUCAUUGUGAAGGUGAUGUCGGAGAAGGCAGGUUUGGAUGCUGCAGGACAACAGUCUUUCAGGAAUGUGAUGGCGACUGUCAUUGCUGAUAUUGAUGCCAACUACAAAGAGCUUGGUUUCUCUGGCUGAAGGCAACAAAUCUAAACAUUAGACACACAGCUGUGUCCAUUGGCAAUAUAUUCUCUUAGUAAUAGUAAUAAUGCUGUUUGGUUGCCAAUUUUAUAUUCUCCUUCUUUUAGUGAUAAUAAUCAUGAUGUUUGAUUGACAAUUUUAUCCUAAUAUUUUCAUGAUUAGAUCACCAUAAACCUUAUAAACAUGCAUUUCAAAUAAUAUACCAAUAAACUGCAUCUUUCUUUCAGUUCAUCUUUCAUUGCCUUGCAAUCUGUAAUUAUGUUCCUCAAUAAAAAUAAAAAAUAAAUAAAUAUUAUUAGCAUAA